This is a messenger RNA of Colletotrichum lupini, 1548 nucleotides long. Its product is annotated as aminotransferase class I and II. The record is from RefSeq and is a predicted model, not a curated record. The transcript is spliced from 2 exons. Bases 1 to 1548 code for a protein of 515 amino acids. Gene Ontology annotation, biological process: biosynthetic process. NCBI's taxonomy places the organism in Eukaryota, Fungi, Ascomycota, Sordariomycetes, Glomerellales, Glomerellaceae. Gene Ontology annotation, molecular function: catalytic activity; pyridoxal phosphate binding.
AUGGACGAGGUCGGAGCAACUGUGCGAGUGUGUUUGUCUGUGUUUGUCUGUGUAUGUAUAAGCAAAAGUGACCAUGACUCUUGUUUGAGAUCUCAGUUUCCCAUAAUCCCGCCAGCCUUGGCAUUGUAUCAUUCCAUACCCGGCGCAAAUCGCAAAAAGCCUCGCUUCUCCACGUUUCUCCUACCCUCUCACUCACCAAGCUUAUUGCUGCCCACUAGACCUCCUCUUCUCGGCUCAAAUGCCAUCAUCCUGAAUCCCCCAAUCCAGCAAAUCCCGCAUCCCGCACAGCCCAGCCCCCUUCCCCCUCCCCCAACAAUGGUCCGAAUAUCGGCUUUCGACGUGGAGCAAUGGAUGGACGAGUACGAGACCACCCCGGGCUGCCUCAACAUCGCCGAGACCUGCGCCGCCUCCGUCUCCGUAAAUGACCUAGUCACCCUCUCCGAAGACAAGCACGCGCCCGGCCCCGUCGACCUCUCCACAAAGCUAGUUUAUGGCCCCAUCCGCGGCUCCGCCCGGCUCCGUCAAAGAGUCGCGGCGCUCUGUAGCGGCGCUGGGGCCGGCUCGAAUGACUCAACUCCCGGCGUGCUCUGUGAAGACGACGUGCUCAUCACGCAAGGCGCCAUCGGUGCCAACUUCCUGCUGCUGUACACCCUGGUGAGCCCCGGCGACCACGUCAUAUGCGUGUAUCCCACGUACCAGCAGCUCUACAGCGUCCCCGAGAGUCUCGGCGCAGAUGUCUCCCUGUGGAGGCUCAAGGAGGAGAACGGCUUCGUGCCAGAUGUGAGCGAACUCGAGGCCUUCGUCAAGCCCAACACAAAGAUGAUCAUCGUCAACAACCCAAACAACCCAACCGGCAUCCCCAUCCCAACGCCAGUCGUCGCCUCCCUCGUCGCCUUCGCCAAAGCCAGAGACAUCAUCCUCUUCUCAGACGAAGUCUACCGGCCCCUCUUUCACAACAUCUUCUCUUCCUCAAGCGGGGACGCGGACGUGCCCCCGCCCCUCACAACCUUUGGCUACCCCAAAGUCGUCGUCACAGGCUCAAUGUCCAAAUCCUACGCCCUGGCCGGCAUCCGCAUCGGCUGGAUCGCCUCCGCAGACAAAUCCAUAAUCCAAGCCGUCGCCUCGGCCCGCGACUACACCACCAUCAGCGUCUCCCAAAUCGACGACCAAAUCGCCUCCUACGCUCUAUCACCACCCGUCUAUGCGCCGCUCCUACGUCGGAACGUCGGGCUCGCCGUUACCAACAAGGCUCUCCUUGAAGCGUUCAUCGAGAAGCACAAGGGCGUGUGCUCCUGGGUGAGGCCGUUGGCGGGAACGACUGCGUUUAUACGCUUCACCCACAGGAGCGGCGAGCCGGUGGACGAUGUGCGGUUCUGCUUGGAUGUGCUGAGGGAGACGAAUGUGUUCUUCGUGCCGGGGUCAAAGUGUUUUGGUCAUGGGAGGGACUUUAAGGGGUACGUGAGGAUUGGGUAUGUGUGUCACACCGAGGUGCUUGUGGAGGCUCUCGAGAAACUUGAGGCGUAUAUGCGUGUAGCGUUCCCGGAGUAG